Rhinocladiella mackenziei CBS 650.93 is the source of this 1437-nucleotide messenger RNA. RefSeq lists its product as uncharacterized. Bases 1 to 1437 code for a protein of 478 amino acids. The transcript has a single exon. The record is from RefSeq and is a predicted model, not a curated record. NCBI's taxonomy places the organism in Eukaryota, Fungi, Ascomycota, Eurotiomycetes, Chaetothyriales, Herpotrichiellaceae.
AUGCUUGACCCUGCCGACAUUCUACCAACCAGGCUGAAACCAUGUCUUGCCGAAGUACUUCGCACUUGUGUCCAUCCACCAACGCUCCUCCUUCGAGUUGAGCACAUACUUGUAAGAGUACUAUCUGGUAAUUGCAGGAAUACGCCACCGAGUCCAGACCACCCUCUCAACCACGGGCAAGAUCUUCGUUUGGAAAAUGGGUCUGAAAUCGAUCUGAAAACCCCGUCACUGAGGUGUCUGUGUCUCAUUGUAUCAGACGGGCAUCUCCAAAUCCAGGCAGUAUUGGCAAAAGAGUUGCAUACCAAAGAACUUUUGGAAUCGCAAAGAGGCGAUCUCAUUGAGGUAAAGAAAUUCCAAAUCAGGAGUGCACCUCGAAUAAACGGCCAGGGACGAGUGGUCUACUUGGGUAUACAAAGCUGUGAAUGGGCGGGAAGAGGCAAAGUUACAGACCCAGAGCUCGACUUCGAAGGUGGUUUUAUUCGCGAAGAAGCCCACAUAUCUCCUCAAAAUCCACAGUGGAAGGAGCAAAAGCGAAGCAAUUUCCACGCUCCCGCCUUUGGCCAUGGAAAACGGGGUUUAUCGGCCGAUCACGGCGGGCAUAGCUUCACCAAAAGGGGGCUGGGCGAAAAACGACUACGACAACAGAGAAUUAAAAGGGAAGAUUCCGACGAUGAGGACGACUUCUUUGAAGUCAUGCCGGUCUCUCAGUUCCAGAUCGACAGACGCCGUGAAAAUCUCCAUCAGAUUGCUAAAAAAGCGGCCACCAAUAUCCCAAGCAGGCCUAAACCUACCGCCCAUGGUCGAAUCGAGUCUGAUAGAGGCCCCAUUACAACACCAGCCUCUCUGAAGGUAAUAUCACAGAUGGAAAUGAGAACUGGCGACGGAAAGAAGAUCCCUUCUCUCCUGCCGGAACCAAGGCCAGAGCAACAGUCGUUGAGCGCCACACCUCUCGAAGCUCAACCAUCUUCCGUUCUCAAGUGUGCACCAUUGCACGCUCUUUCUUCCCUCCUUUCUCCGCCCACACCGCUACCAUCGCGCAAUUACGCCUGUACAGUCUUUGCUAUCAUAACCUGGGUCUCUACAUCCAUUAUCCACAAAGCCAACACCCCUUUUCCACCAAAACGACACAUUAAGAUCCACGACCAAAGUAUACGCCGUCGUCAAGCGGGGGUUACAGUCGCAGUGUUCAUUGACGCAAAGAAUUUUUUCCCGAGGGUUGGGACCGUCGCUCUGUUCCGUGAUGUGGUAAUGCAUAGGUGGGAGGAUGAUAUCAUUUUGAACAAGUAUGCUUCCCCGAAACCUGGUCACGAAGACGAUCAAGUUGCCGAGGAGUGGUUCAUCAGUGAUGAGAAGAGGUUGGAGGAAAUGGGAUUUGAUGUAGCUGGUAUGAGGGCUUGGUGGGCGGAGAAACGACGUGAAAAGAAGGGAGAAAACUGA